Schistosoma haematobium is the source of this 3655-nucleotide messenger RNA. RefSeq lists its product as uncharacterized. Bases 47 to 721 code for a protein of 224 amino acids. The transcript has 4 exons. Lineage: Eukaryota; Metazoa; Platyhelminthes; Trematoda; Strigeidida; Schistosomatidae. The record is from RefSeq and is a predicted model, not a curated record.
GUUUCAAUAAUCAUAAGGCGUUAUCACUCUUACAUUCUAGAUUUCGAUGGAUCCAGGUGUUUCCCAGUUAGCGAUUGAAUGCCAACAUAUAAGUAAUGUGACGAAAGAACUCGAGUUUCUCUCACUAUUGCUCACACACGCUACAUCUUACAAUAGUAUGGAAAUCAAUAAUUUAAAUAGCAAUAUGCCUGAAACAAGCGGCAUGAAGACAUUCUUCAGGAUUUUAAGUCGUAUAUGCAGGGAUUGUGGAGGCAUUUGGACAGUAAACGAAGAGUUGGAUUGGUUGGUAUUCUAUUUAUUUGCUCGUUGCUAUGGAUGGAGCGACAUUGAUUUAAAUGAUGUGCGAUCCCAGAUGCUGGUACCAUCAACGGGACAUAGGUAUAGAAACGUAUCAAAAGAUGAAGAGCUGAGAAUGAAAGAUAAAGUCAUCCAAAUCACCACGGAGCUAAUUUAUUUGAUAAGAAGUCUUCCCCUUUCUCUGGCUGGUUUAAAAAUGCUCAUCAGUUCUAUGAAUUUAGCUCGUGGAAUGCACCAUACUCGAAAGCAAAUGGCGUUACAUGCUAUCGAUUGGUUGACGUUUGGAUUACAAACGGAUGGGGGAGGUGUGAAGGCAACUACAAGUCCUAGAUUUACUCAGAAAAUUUCUACAACACAGCCAUUUCUACCAGAAGAUUCAACUCCAGAAAGCAUGUUUAUGACGGUAAAAGUAGGUAUCAAAUGACCAACUGAAUAAAAAAGUAGGACACUAUACGUAUUGAUUGAAAAUAAAUUCAUGUGGUCAUCGUAUUUUAUGAACAUUUUCAGCGUUGUUCUCCACUAAAUUCCCUGACUUCUGAUUCGUUUUUCAUUCUAAUUAAUCUUUGUCACACUAACUAACCUUGGGUAUAUUUACUUUACUUAGAAAAACUAAUGACCAAUUUUUAUCUAUCUCCAAUGUUUAGUGGAUGGUGGUAAUGCUGAGUGGAUAGUCAAGAUUAUUUAUCAUUAAUAAAAUUAACAGUCCUUUGUCUAGUUUAAGUUAUUAUUCAGGACAAUUUAUAAAUAGUUAGUUUUAAAAUAUUAUGGACCACAGUCUUGACAUAUUCUAAAAGAAUAAGAAAUCAGAGGGCUGAGUAUUUCGUUUAGUUCGGUUAACUAUUAAAAUUCAGUAGCUGUAAUCUACUCAUGAUCAUCAUAAUUUCAACUGACAGGUAAGAAAUUUGUGUGAAUUUGCCCAUUAAUACUAUUUUUGAAAUAGCAAGAUGUCUGAAGGGAAUAGCAAAGGGAUAUCAAUUUACUCUAAGACCAAUCAUGUGUAGAAAUGAUUUUGCUGUGCACAUUAAGAUGUUUUUCUUGUUAUUUUGUUAAGGUCCAAACUACGAAUCUAUCGCACAUUCCAGAUGGCAAUGUGUUGUACUACACGUGGUUAAAUGGGUUAGUAGAUUUUCUCACGUAGCUGCAUUAGUACUCUAGUGUUUUUAUAUUUAAUAGUUUCAAAUAAUAAACAAUCUCUAUCAACAACAUAUUUGAAUGCUCUCAAAAAUUGUUAUUUUCGAUCACAUAUUCUCUAUGACGUGAUUCCAGGAUAAUAUUCGUUCACACGAAAUCCUCAUUUGUGAUUGGUUAUCAUAAACAUCAGUUAGGCCGAAAAGUUUAGUGGUAAUAAAGAAAUAUUUGUUAUCACGACUUUAAUCACUAAUAAUGUUGACAUUUACUUAUAAAACACUGUUCAGUAAUUACAAAGUUAUGGGUGGCAUACAGUCAGGUUACACGAACCAACUAUAAUAUAUCAACUUUAUUCACAUAGUGAGUGUUAUGAGGCUAUAACUAGAAUGUUUAUAUUCAAUUGAUCUAUUUAUUUUGUGUAUUACAGCGUAGUCCGUUUACUAGUUUUCAGCGUUAAUUCCGGAGAGUUUGUUCAAUUUUGGUGCUACUAUGAGCUACGAAACCGUUUCAGCUCAGAUGAUAAUUCAGUUCUACUUACAUAACUAAGUGAACUGAAUUGGGUUUAUGACUCCCAGUACCUGAAACAGAUUUUGAAAGAAAUCUAAAGACUAUCAGAGUUUUCUUUUGAAACGAGAUUUGUUUGAAUAACAUUUAACGCUGUAAAGUAAAAAGAAAGUCUUCAGAUUUAAAGCCAGUUAAUAGUGUUACAGCUGAACAGUGGUAGCUAUUACUUAUUAUAACAAAAACUACCACUUGUUAAAUGUGUAAUUGGUAAAAGGAAUAUUUGACUAGAUCAUUUGUUUCACACAGCUUUUGUCUAUUUUGUGAAUGUUUAACCGAAAAAAUUGUUAUCUAUUUCAGCUUGAUUACUUAACUCUAUUUAGGCUUCUGUAACUAUAGGACAACUUGAGUUCGUGUAAAGUAAUGAUUACUGUUUAUAUAUCCUAUUUAAUAAAUGCUAUACAAAAUGUGAAAAGACAAGAAAACAGUUGGAAAAGACGCUCAUAGAUAAAUAUGAUUCAAUCCUAGUACGUAUAUAAUAGUUUGACGUCAGGAUGGUGUUCAGACAAAAACGAAAUGUAUGACUACUUCUGUACUAACUAGAAAUAUUCGACUUUUCACUAACCUUGUUUCUGUUGACUACUCUAAUGGAAUCUAGGAUCUUAUUUGGAAUUGUUGUACCGAUAAUAAUCGUAGUAUCCGAAUGGGGACUUUGGGACCAUUAUAUAUCCUGUUUGGGCAACUUUCGACAAAUACUAUUAUACGAUUGAUCAAGCUAUCAGUUGAGGUAAAUUCAUGUAUAACGAAAACAUUUUCAAUGUUUUACAUUUUACAAUAUAACCAUUCAUGUCAGACAUAAAUAAAACAAUAUCUUGAAUUCUAUGUAACUGACAGUAUGUCAGGGAACAUAAAUGGGUGCUUAUUGACAAAGAUGCUGUCUGUUAUUAGUAGGCUUCGUGAUUCGCAAGGUAUAUCUGAUAUAAUAUUGUGUUUUAUUGUCACAAAGAAUGUGCUAUUUUAUAAUACGUUCCAACAAAUUAUUUUCAGAAUACAAUUUACUCCUCUCAAUAAGUUUUAUUCAUCCAUUAAGUUAUUUCUUUAAAUUUGGAGCUCUAGUGAGAUGCCAUAAUCACCAAGGUUCAACCAUGUUGGGGAACUAGUCAGGUAUCGCUAAUUCCAAUGGAUAAAAAUUGCGUAAUAUAGCGAACGAACUAAUGCUAAAAAGUUAAACAAAAUUACAUGGCGUCCCGUACGAUCCGCGAAUUACCUGGUUCCCGCGAUGCCCGAAGGUCCCAAGUUCCAUCCUUGUGGGCCAGCUUGGAAUGGAUGUCCAGUGCCUCAUGGUUUUUGGUAGUUGUGUAACAAAAGUUGACCACUGACGUAUAAUACAAACUGAACAAUCUCGAAAAAUCCCCUGUACUCAUUUUAACAGGAUAUUACUAUCCAUAUAGUGAUGGAAAGUUUCUAUUAUCCGAAAUGAAAACCUUGUGGAUUUUUAGGUAUUCUUACCACUAGUUUGAAAUUAAGUAUUUUCACCAGUUUAAGGAAAACAUUCAUACAAUGUAAAUAAGAUUGUUUUGUCAAUGUUAAACAAUAUCAUGUCUUCAGCUUUCGUGUGGUCGAUUAUACCUAUUUUAAAAACUUCUGUCCGUUGCAGUGUAAAUUUUUGUUUCAUUAUUGCUUAAACAGAGUUCAAUUAACUGAUUUAAAAAACAAGAUUAAUUUACAA